ACCACCGUGCACGCCCUCCCCGCGGGCUCGCAACCGCCACCAGGGGGCGGACGCCAUGGGAACAAGUUCGGCUUGCCACAUAGCGGACGACAAGACAGCCUCCGGAGGCAUGACGACGGUCGCCUCCCGAGUCGCUUCCAUCUGCGAAUUGAUCGACAACUUAGCCGCUGGUACAACUCUGAGCGCCAGGCGAGUUGCCGCCAUCUCCGCCAUGAUCGACGAGGUCGCCCAGGGAAGGAGGAGGAGGACCACGAGGAAGCGACGCAUGGGCAACUCUCGCUGCUACGAGCAGGUGUGCACGCUCGGCGGCGGCACGUUCGGCGUCGUCGUCAAGGCGCGCCACCGCGCCACCGGCCAGACCGUCGCUGUGAAGACUCUCCGCAGCUUGCCCACCCAAGAAUCGGUCGGUGAGCUCCUUCGGGAGGCCUGCUUCAUGGCGGCCUGCAGCGGCCACCCCUCCCUCGUUGCUCUGCGUGGCGUCGUGCGCACACCCGGCACCAAGGGAUGCAAGGACUACUUCCUCGUGAUGGAAUACGUCGGGCGCAACCUGUACGAGGUCCUCCGUGAGCGCAUCGAACGCGGUGGCCAACCGUACCCAGAGGCUGACGUGCUCUGCAUCGUGCGGCAGUUGCUAGCCGGCGUGGAGACGAUGCACAGGAACGGCGUCGUGCACCGCGACAUCAAGCCGGAAAACAUUCUCGUCGCCCAGCACAGUGGCAGCGGCGGCAACAUCGUCAAGAUUGGAGACUACGGGCUGGCGCUCUCCACGGCCGAGCAGGAAGACGGCACGGCCGGAACGAGGCAUUACAUGGCGCCGGAAGUGCUGCUCGAGAAACCGGACCGCGACACGCUCGUCGACAUCUGGUCCAUCGGCUGCGUGAUGGCGGAGCUCCUCACCGGAAAGACGUUGUUCAAGGGGGACGACAAAGCCGAUCAGCUCCACAAGAUCUUCGACCUGCUCGGCGUGCCAGGCGAGAGAGCGUCGGGGCCCGCCUUCAACUCGCCGCUCCUCGGAGAGGAGGUGCAGCUAUGGCGAGCGCGGCAACGGUCCGCUGCUGGGCCCAAGAACCGGCUGCGCAAGCUGUUCCCCAAGGCGCUGCUAUCCAAGGAAGGGUUCGAGGUCCUCCGGGGCCUCCUUGCGUGCAAUCCCCUCAGGCGGCUGGAUGCGGCCGCCGCUCUCCGACUUCCGUGGUUCGCUGACACAGGCGGCAUGCCGGUCGCCGCUGUUCAGGAGAUCUCAGCACCAACCACGAGGGCCCGAGGCUGAAGAAGCCCCUGUGGUCGUUCAAAGAGUUCGACAUGCUUCGAACCUUGUUGGAGAUGGUUAGAGACAGCACGAACCACAUAUGGCGAGGCUCUUCCCCAUCUUUACUCCAAAUCCAAAAGUGCAGCAGGAAUUGCGCUUGUUUAAUUAGCUUGUAGUAUAUAUACAGGAAGAGAUGGCAAGGUGGCAUCGGCCGCAUCCAUGGCUAGCUCCAUGGUUGACCGAGGAAUUAAGUUCGUGGCUAAAUGCAUCCACGACGACUCACGAGCGUAUUCUGCCUAGUCACUGGAGUAGCGAGUAGCGCCCAGUUUUUUUUCCUUUUCGGGAAAUGC
This is a messenger RNA of Triticum aestivum (bread wheat), 1596 nucleotides long. RefSeq names its product putative cyclin-dependent kinase F-2. Gene Ontology annotation, cellular component: nucleus. Lineage: Eukaryota; Viridiplantae; Streptophyta; Magnoliopsida; Poales; Poaceae. Gene Ontology annotation, biological process: protein phosphorylation; regulation of mitotic cell cycle. The transcript has a single exon. The record is from RefSeq and is a predicted model, not a curated record. Bases 56 to 1267 code for a protein of 403 amino acids. Gene Ontology annotation, molecular function: ATP binding; protein serine/threonine kinase activity.